AUGUCUACUCAAGCCUUGAACAAGAUCGCGCCCAACAGCCCAUCGCGGGCGAAGCCCAAUGAGAUCGAGAGCAACAUUGCCACUGCUCUUUACGAGCUCGAGACCAACAUCCCCGACAUGAAGGCCGCACUCCGACCUCUGCAGUUCGUCUCUGCACGCGAGAUCGAGGUUGGACACGGCCGCAAGGCCAUUGUUAUCUUCGUCCCGGUUCCCCUUCUUCAGGGCUGGCACCGCAGCCAGCAACGAUUGACCCGUGAGCUCGAGAAGAAGUUCUCCGACCGUCACGUCAUCAUCGUUGCAUCGCGCCGCAUCCUCCCCCGCCCCAAGCGCAGCAACCGCAGCCGCACCACACAGACCCAGAAGCGCCCGCGCAGCCGAACCCUCACUGCCGUCCACGACGCCAUCCUCGCUGACCUCGUCUUCCCCGUCGAGAUCGUUGGAAAGCGUGUCCGCACCAAGGAGGAUGGCUCCAAGAUUCUCAAGGUCGUCCUCGACGAGAAGGAGCGCGGCAGCGUCGACUACCGCCUCGACACCUACUCCGAGGUCUACAAGCGCCUGACCGGCAAGGGUGUGAACUUCGAGUUCCCCCAGGCCCAGGCUGACUACUAG
Molecule: messenger RNA, 609 nt
Organism: Dissoconium aciculare CBS 342.82
Lineage: Eukaryota; Fungi; Ascomycota; Dothideomycetes; Mycosphaerellales; Dissoconiaceae
Product: ribosomal protein S7e
Exons: 3
Coding region: 1-609 (202 amino acids)
Biological process (GO): rRNA processing; translation; ribosomal small subunit biogenesis
Cellular component (GO): ribosome; 90S preribosome; cytosolic small ribosomal subunit
Molecular function (GO): structural constituent of ribosome
Source: RefSeq, a predicted model, not a curated record